AUGGUCACUCUGCUGGAGAAGGGCGCCGACAUUAAUACGCAAGGGGGCAAGUAUGGUACCGCUUUGAUUGCAGCAGCGUAUGGUGGAAAUUACCAGGCGGUCGGAUUUCUGGUCAAAGAAGAAGCCGAUGUCACUGCUUCAAGCCUCAAAUUCGGGAGCGCUGUUUGCGGUGGAGCUUGGAAAGGAAACGCUAAGAUUAUAGCACUCUUGAUACAAGCUGGUGCUGUGGUCAAUUCGCGUUCCGAAGAACACGGGAGGGCUUUGCGAAUUGCGUCGUGGAGAGGAAACCGCAAAGCAGUGGAUGUUCUAAUAGCACACCCACCAGGUGGGAUCGUCCAAGCGGAGGCAUAUGGGGCGGCUUUACAAGCUGCAGCGUGGAUUGGAAAUGUAGACAUCAUGCAAGAUCUGAUUGAGGUAGGCGCUGAUGUUAAUUCCGAAGCUGGCGAAUAUGGGACUGCGCUGCACGCCGCGGCCUGGAAUGGAAGUAGGGCAGCCGUGCACAGCCUGGUCCGAUGUCGCGCUGAGGUCGACGCGCGUGACAAAAAGCAAGGGACAGCCAUACAAAUUGCCGCGUGGAUUGGGCACGUGGAAAGCAUGCAAUAG
Aspergillus melleus is the source of this 603-nucleotide messenger RNA. RefSeq names its product ankyrin repeat domain-containing protein. Gene Ontology annotation, molecular function: protein binding. The transcript has a single exon. Bases 1 to 603 code for a protein of 200 amino acids. The record is from RefSeq and is a predicted model, not a curated record. NCBI's taxonomy places the organism in Eukaryota, Fungi, Ascomycota, Eurotiomycetes, Eurotiales, Aspergillaceae.